GCGGGGAGCGGGCGCUCGGGUUGUGGUGGCCGGAGGGGCCUGGGCCGCGAGGUCGACGCCUGUGGUUCCGGCGGUCGAGGCCAAAGGACCCACCGCGGCUUGGUCGCCGGAGAGGGAGGGGUGCGCUGCCGCCGCCGCCCGGCCGGUGCCCGGGAAAAUCAGCCCAGAGAAUUGAUGGGAUUUGCCCCAGGUCUCCCACCCGGCAAGCCAGCCCUAAGGACCCGGGUACUGGCGCAUGGGGACGGUGGCUCUCCCUCUCGUGUGUAAAGAAUCUCCAGUAUCCGAGGAGCCCUCUGCGACUGUGGAUUCUGCAGACACCUCUGCAGCCCUGUCCCCCCCCCAGCUGAGGCAGCACCACCACCGGCUCAGGCGCAAGGACGGAGCCCCUGGACUGCCAGGUUCCCUACCCGGGAGGAGGAGGAAGAGGAGAAAUCCGUCUGCUGGGGCCUGAGCGUGGCCUGGGAGACCGACCAUCGUCCCAGGAUGCCCCUGCCCGAGCCCAGCGAGCAGGAGGGUGAGAGUGUGAAGGCUGGCCAGGAGCCGUCCCCGGAGUCCCCUGAGCCAGGGACCGAUAUCGUCCCCGCCGCCCCCACGAAGCCCAAGGAGUUCUCCAAACUGGUCCUGCUGGCAGCCUCCACAGAGAAUGUGGACGAGGUGGACUCCCAGCCCGAAGGAGGGCACUGUGUCAUGUCCCUGGAGUUGUCUGGCCCUGACACACUAGCCAGGACCCCCCAGAUCCUGCCAGUGGAGGAGCAAGCGGGCACAGUCCAGCCAACCCCCCAGGUCCCUGAGCAUAAACGCAGCAAGCCAGACACAGCAGCCCUCACGCCCCUGGAGUUCCUGAGGACCCCUUUCGGGGGCCGCCUCCUGGUGCUCGAGUGCUUCCUGUACAAGCAGGAGAAGGCCGUGGGGGACAAGGUGUACUGGAAGUGCCGCGAGCACUCUGAGCUGGGCUGCCGGGGCCGGGCCAUCACCCGGGGCCCACGGGCCACAGUGAUGCGCGGCCACUGCCACCCGCCUGAUGAGGAGGGCCUGGAGGCCCGGCGCCAGAGACAGAAGCUGCCCAGCCCAGCCCUGCCUGAAGGCCCGGGGGGUCCGGAGGGCCCCGGGGGCCAAGUGGAGGAGCCACUGGAAGGGGUGGGCCCGUGGCUGUGCCCUGAGGAGCCGGAGCCCGCCCCUGGCUUGGUGCUGAGCAGGCCGGCCGCAGAGGAGGAUGAGGGCCUACGAGCCCUGUCGCUGCUGAGCUUGCCCCCCAAGAAACGGCCGACGCUGGGGACCGGAGAACCCCGGCCCCUGGAGUUCCUGAGGACUUGCUACGGGGGCCAGUUCCUGGUGCACCAGUGCUUCCUGUACAAGCGAGAGAAGGCCGUGGGCGACAAGGUGUACUGGACGUGCCGGGACCACGCCCUGCACGGCUGCCGCAGCCGGGCCAUCACCCAGGGCCAGCGGGUGACUGUGAUGCGCGGCCACUGCCACCCACCGGACGUGGAGGGCCUGGAGGCCCGGCGGCAGCAGGAGAAGGCCAUGGAGACGCUGCAGGCCCGGCCGGGCGGGCCCGGGGGCCAAGUGGACGAGCUGCUGUCCCGUGGCGGGCCCGGGCCCCUGACUCUCAGCAGAGCCCGGCCUAGAAAGCGCGCAAAGGCCCUUCCGGCCCAGCCCCCGGCCCUGCAGGGCGCCUCCGCCGGGGACCAGGAGGAUGACCUGGGAGGCCCCGAGUUCCUGAGGACCCCUCUGGGGGGCAGCUUCCUGGUGUACGAGUCCUUCCUGUACAGGCGGGAGAAGGCGGCUGGGGAGAAGGUGUACUGGACGUGCCGGGACCAGGCCCGCAUGGGCUGCCGCAGCCGCGCCAUCACCCAGGGCCGGCGGGUGACCGUGAUGCGCGGCCACUGCCACCCUCCUGACCUUGGGGGCCUGGAGGCCCUGAGGCAGCGGGAGAAGCGCCCUGGUGCGGCCCAGCGGGGGAGCCCAGGAGGCCCCGAGUUCCUGAGGACCCCUGGGGGCAGCUUCCUGGUGUACGAGUCCUUCCUGUACAGGCGGGAGAAGGCGGCCGGGGAGAAGGUGUACUGGACGUGCCGGGACCAGGCCCGCAUGGGCUGCCGCAGCCGCGCCAUCACCCAGGGCCAGCGGGUGAUGGUGAUGCGCAGACACUGUCACCCGCCCGACCUGGGGGGCCUGGAGGCCCUGAGGCAGCGGGAGCAGAUCCCCAGCCCAGCCCAGAGGGAAGGCUCAGGAACGCUGCAGCCUCUGGAGUUCCUGCGGACUUCGCUCGGGGGCCGGUUCCUGGUGUACGAGUCCUUCCUCUACCGGAAGGAGAAGGCGGCCGGGGACAAGGUGUACUGGAUGUGCCGGGACCAGGCCCGGCUGGGCUGCCGCAGCCGCGCCAUCACCCAGGGCCAGCUGGUGACGGUGAUGCGUAGCCACUGCCACCUGCCUGACCUGGCGGGCCUGGAGGCCCUGAGGCAGCGGGAGCGGCGCCCCGGCGCGGCCCAGCAGGAGGACCCAGAAAACACGAAGCUUCCGCCAGAAGUGCAGCUGCGUGUCCAGAGCGUCCCUCCGGAGACCCAGCAGGAAGGUGAACUGUACGAAACCGCCCAGUGAGGAGCAGUGUGGCCCAUCCCCUCCCGACGGGAGCACGGGGACCUCGUGCUGCCAGCGUCACGGAUGCUCCGAGCCCACGCAGGACCCUGGCGUUUCCCACCCGGUUAGAUUUUGCUUCACAAAGCCUCUCUUCCACUCCUCCACAGCACGGUGGCCUUCUCACUUCUUCAUGGGGCCUCCCAAGAGGAAAACUCUGACGGUGUCUUCGAGCGGGCACACGGGAGCUGGCGGCCCACACACAUGGGUGACUCGGGGAGAGCCCCCCCCCCCCCACGGAAGACCUGGAGAAGCAUCUUUACACGGAGACACCUCUCCCCCGCUCCGCCGUCCCGAGCCGCGAACACCCGUCCACUUUCAGAGCACGUGACUUUGCCAAGGCCUUUCCAGUCCGGUGCGGCCCUGCUUGGCCAGGGCACGUUUGGAGAAGUUCCUGCUGCUUCGGGCUCAGCUGUCCCGCGUAGCUCCGGCCUCCCCGGGUGUUCUCUGGGCAGGGGCCACAUGGGCCUUUGCGCCCCUCGGCCCCUGCCACUGGGCCGCAGCCCCCCCCCGCCUGGUAACAGCAGCCCCACCGCACUCCCCCCGCACGCGCCGUCUACUUUCUCUCCCUCGCUGUCUUCCCAGGGUCCGUGAUCCCCGUGGCGGGCGUCCCUGCCGGCGGUGGGCGCCAGCCCGGAUGUCCACGGGAAGGCGGCCCCGGACGGCCACGACCGGGCCCGCGGUGUGUGGGUUGCCCACGUCCGUCUGGUGCAGGAGACGCAGACUCGAAUGGCAGCGGAGGCCCACCCCUUCUGUCCGCCGGUGCAGGGGAGCUCGCCUGGCAGGUCCGAGAAGCAGGCGGCGGCGGCCGGGAGCCCCGGAGACACCUGCCGGGCCGUCCGGACAGCGAGGUUCCUUGUCUCCACGCUGUGACUGUGGAGCGAGCACGGGGCCACAGACCCCCUCUCUCCCGCCAAGCCGGCCGUGCAGCCUGCUGUCCGGCUACAGGACAGCGACAGCUUGGGACCCCAUUGUCCCUCUGCUUACAGAUUUCCCGCCAAUAAACCCUAUUUUAUAUCUCA
Felis catus (domestic cat) is the source of this 3656-nucleotide messenger RNA. It is a transcript of the gene FLYWCH1, whose product is annotated as FLYWCH-type zinc finger 1. NCBI's taxonomy places the organism in Eukaryota, Metazoa, Chordata, Mammalia, Carnivora, Felidae. The record is from RefSeq and is a predicted model, not a curated record.